Messenger RNA from Daucus carota subsp. sativus, 2170 nucleotides. Its product is annotated as cysteine-rich receptor-like protein kinase 44. Gene Ontology annotation, biological process: protein phosphorylation. Gene Ontology annotation, molecular function: ATP binding; protein serine/threonine kinase activity. The transcript is spliced from 7 exons. The coding region runs from base 57 to 2039 and encodes 660 amino acids. Gene Ontology annotation, cellular component: plasma membrane. The record is from RefSeq and is a predicted model, not a curated record. NCBI's taxonomy places the organism in Eukaryota, Viridiplantae, Streptophyta, Magnoliopsida, Apiales, Apiaceae.
CUCGCAAGUCGCAACCCGGAGUUUUUGUAAAAGAUUAAUAACACAAGUACACAACGAUGCUAACACGUUGUCCUGUAAAAUGUACAAUCAUUUUUAGUGUCCUGGUAUGUAGUAUUUCACUUGGCCACUCUGAUCGCUUGGGUUACUACUGUACAAGUGACGGUAACUACACAAGUAACAGUAUUUACAAAAAGAACCUUGACAGUGCUCUAGCCAAUCUCUACUCCGCUGCAAACGCGAGCAACUCCGGUUUUUAUAAUGCUUCUGUGGGAGAAGGCUCGGACAGAGUGGAUGCAUUCGUGCUCUGUAGGGACGAUGUUCAACCUGAUAUCUGCAGAAGCUGUGUAAAAGACUCAACAGACAUGCUAAGAAAGUCGUGUCCUAACCAAAAGGAGGCUUUCGAGUGGUACCAAGAGUGCAUGUUAAGAUACUCGAAUAAUUCUAUUCUAAACAAAGUUGUGACAGAGCCGACGUGGAGGCUGAGAGGAGAUUAUGUAGAAGACGGGGCUCAGUUCAAUCAAAACCUUAGAGAUUUGCUGGAUGAUUUGAAAGCACAAGCAAUUCAAAGGAAGUUUGCUACAGGCAAAACAAGGGGUCCGCAAUUUAAGACCAUUUACGGGCUUGUGCAGUGCACCCCUGAUUUAUCUUCAAUCCAGUGCAGUAACUGCCUUGAUAACGCUAUCGGAUAUCUCUCAACAUGUUGCAGUGGAAGAAUAGGGGCGCAAAUAUUGAAACCUAGCUGUAGGCUUCGGUUUGAAGUUGUGCAGUUUUAUAAUGAGACAACUGGCACUGAUGCACAACCACCCUCCCGGUCACAGCUGCCUCGACCAGUUGCUGGAAAAGAAGAUAAUAGCAACCAAACCUUAAUUAUUGCUGCUGUUGUCAUUGUUGGUUGUGCUAUACUCCUGCUUGUUCUAGUUUGCAUCAUUAAAAGAAAGAAAAAUCAGAUGACUGCUACCGGGACAUUGCUGGAUGACAGUAUGGAAGAUAUGAAUAGCACUGGAUCUUUGCAAUAUGACUUUGGUACUAUCGAAGUUGCUACCAAUCACUUUUCAGAUAGAAAUAAACUUGGAGAAGGUGGAUUUGGAGCUGUUUACAAGGGUACACUUCAAAAUGGCGAAGAAAUAGCUGUUAAGAGGCUUUCUAAUGGUUCGAAUCAAGGUCAGCAAGAAUUUCAAAAUGAGGUCAUAUUAGUAGCAAAACUGCAGCACAGAAAUUUGGUUAGACUUCUUGGUUUCUGCUUUGAAGGAACUGAAAGGCUUCUUAUCUAUGAGUUUGUGCCUAAUGCAAGUCUUGAUCACUUCAUAUUUGAUUCAGCGAGGCGUUCAUACAUGGACUGGGAAAAACGAUACAAGAUCAUAUGUGGAGUUGCUAGGGGACUUCUUUACCUUCAUGAAGAUUCUAGACUAAGAAUUAUUCAUCGUGAUCUUAAAGCAAGCAAUGUUUUGCUAGACACAGAAAUGAAUCCUAAAAUUGCAGACUUCGGCACGGCCAGGCUAUUUAAUAUGGAUGAAACUCAGGGAAUUACUCGCAAAAUUGUGGGAACAUAUGGAUAUAUGGCACCAGAAUAUGCAUUCUAUGGACAGUUCUCGGCUAAGUCUGAUGUUUUCAGCUUUGGCAUAUUAGUUCUGGAAAUAGUAAGUGGUCAGAAGAACCAUAGUUUCCAAAACGGGGAGAAUGUAGAGAACCUUGCAAGUUUUGUCUGGAAGAAUUGGCAAGAAGGAACUGCAUCUAACAUUAUAGAUCCGGCAAUAAAGAAUAAUUCAGCAUCCAUACGCGAAAUGAUAAAAUGUAUUCACAUCGCGUUAUUAUGUUUGCAAGAAAAUGUUACAAACAGGCCAACUAUGGAUUCAGUGAUGCUUAUGCUUAAUAGCUUCUCUGUAGCUCUUGCAGUACCUUUAGAGCCAGCUUUCUUUAUAUCGAGCAGCAUUGAUCCAGAGCUGCCAUUGCUUGCGGAUGAUAAUAAUUCAAGAGUUAGCGACAAGUCUAGUGAUUACUCUAUUAAUAGAGAUCCAAUUACCGAUCUCCAUUCACGAUGAUUAUUUCACUGGUGUUCCUUUGUUUUUGAUAGAUUGUUUCCAACUUUGAUGGUGCCUACUUUCUGGUUUAACGUAAUUUCAUUAAUUGAGAAUCAGAAUCAGUUAUCCAUUAUUCGUGACGGUUUAAAUAU